UGGUUAAAGUCAUACGGCUAUCUACUUCCCUCUGAUUCACGGGCAUCUGCGUUGCACUCAGGGAAGGCCUUACAGUCAGCAGUCUCCACUAUGCAGCAGUUUUACGGGAUCCCAGUCACCGGUGUGUUGGAUCAGACAACAAUCGAGUGGAUGAAGAAACCUCGAUGUGGUGUCCCUGAUCACCCUCACUUGAGCCGCAGGCGGAGGAAUAAGCGCUACGCCCUGACUGGACAGAAGUGGAGGCAAAAGCACAUCACCUACAGCAUUCACAACUACACCCCAAAGGUGGGUGAACUGGACACACGGAAAGCUAUUCGCCAGGCUUUUGAUGUGUGGCAGAAGGUGACUCCACUGACCUUUGAAGAGGUGCCAUACCACGAGGUCAAAAGUGACCGGAAGGAGGCAGACAUCGUGAUCUUUUUUGCUUCUGGCUUCCAUGGUGACAGCUCCCCGUUUGAUGGGGAAGGGGGAUUCCUGGCCCAUGCCUACUUUCCUGGCCCAGGGAUUGGAGGAGACACUCACUUUGACUCAGAUGAGCCAUGGACACUCGGAAAUUCCAACCAUGAUGGCAAUGACCUCUUCCUGGUGGCUGUGCAUGAGCUGGGCCACGCACUGGGCCUGGAGCACUCCAACGACCCCAGUGCCAUCAUGGCACCCUUCUACCAGUACAUGGAGACGCACAACUUCAAGCUGCCCCAGGAUGAUCUUCAGGGCAUCCAGAAGAUCUAUGGACCCCCAGCUGAGCCUCUGGAGCCCACAAGGCCCCUCCCUACACUCCCCGUCCGCAGGAUCCACUCACCAUCUGAGAGGAAGCAUGAGCGCCAGCCCAGGCCCCCUCGGCCACCUCUCAGGGACCGCCCAUCCACACCUGGCGCCAAACCCAACAUCUGCGAUGGCAACUUCAACACAGUGGCCCUCUUCCGGGGAGAGAUGUUUGUGUUUAAGGAUCGCUGGUUCUGGCGCCUGCGCAACAACCGGGUGCAGGAAGGUUACCCCAUGCAGAUCGAGCAGUUCUGGAAGGGCCUGCCCGCCCGCAUAGAUGCAGCCUACGAAAGGGCGGACGGCAGAUUUGUCUUCUUCAAAGGAGACAAGUACUGGGUGUUUAAGGAAGUGACAGUGGAGCCUGGGUAUCCCCACAGCCUGGGGGAGCUGGGCAACUGUCUGCCCCGGGAAGGCAUUGACACAGCUCUGCGCUGGGAACCUGUGGGCAAGACUUACUUCUUCAAAGGCGAGCGGUACUGGCGCUACAGUGAGGAGCGGCGGGCCACAGACCCUGGCUACCCCAAGCCCAUCACCGUGUGGAAGGGCAUCCCACAGGCACCCCAAGGGGCCUUCAUCAGCAAAGAAGGAUAUUACACCUACUUCUACAAGGGCCGAGACUACUGGAAGUUUGACAACCAGAAACUGAGCGUGGAGCCAGGUUACCCACGCAACAUCCUGCGUGACUGGAUGGGCUGUAACCAGAAGGAGGUAGAGCGACGCAAGGAGCGGCGUCUGCCCCAGGAUGAUGUGGACAUCAUGGUGACCAUCAAUGACGUGCCAGGCUCUGUGAAUGCGGUGGCUGUGGUCAUUCCCUGCAUCCUGUCCCUCUGCAUCCUGGUGCUGGUCUACACCAUCUUCCAGUUCAAGAACAAGGCAGGCCCUCAACCUGUCACCUACUAUAAGCGGCCAGUCCAGGAGUGGGUGUGAGCAUCCCAGAGCCCUCUCUGUCCACUCGGUCUGGCCAGCCAGGCCCCUCCUCACCAGGGCCUGAGGGCAGCUCCGGGCACUGCCCACCGGGGCCAGCAGGGCCCUAGGCCAGGGUCGUGCAGCUGAAGUGGUGGAUGCAUUGUCCUAGGCUGAGUGUCGGGCAGGGAGUGAUGGGGGGCUGUGUCUGGGGUGGGUGUCUGGCACCCAGCUGCCAGCCUUCUAUUCUGGGUAAAUUAUUCCCUAUUCAAGGGAAUAGUCCAGGCCCCGUCAGGAGGUAGGGACCCUGUCCAGGGAGCACCCAUGGUCACCACGUCCUUGGGCCUGCCUAUGAGGCGCCACAGCCCCAGGCCUGGCUCGGGCUCCACACCUGUGGGAAGCCAGCACGAGCUCUCUCACCCCCAUCUGGGAGAUGCCACCAGUCCUGGCCCCCCCCUUUUGCCAACACCUGCUGGUCAGAUGUCCCUCACAUACCCCAGUCCUCCAAGGCUACAGGAUACCUGCUGCCAACACGGUGGGCAGCAUGCCUAGGUUUCCCCUGCUGGAAUACAGCAGAUUCCUCAGGAAACCUGUUCCACAUUGUCAAGAUCUCCUCUGAAACCCAGGAUGUAGGGUCACAUGCUGCAGGCAGGGCUGUGGCCCAUCUGGGUCUGACAAGGACCCAGCAGUCACGUGAAUAUUUA
Molecule: messenger RNA, 2369 nt
Organism: Orycteropus afer afer
Lineage: Eukaryota; Metazoa; Chordata; Mammalia; Tubulidentata; Orycteropodidae
Gene: MMP24
Product: matrix metallopeptidase 24
Biological process (GO): proteolysis; collagen catabolic process; extracellular matrix organization
Cellular component (GO): extracellular matrix
Molecular function (GO): zinc ion binding; metalloendopeptidase activity
Source: RefSeq, a predicted model, not a curated record